AUGGCUGAGGAACUCCCGGCUCAUGACGGGGGCAAGAUCAGCACGGAGCGAGUGUACAGCAUGAUCACUCUGGAGAUGCAAGCCCAUGGGCCGUUGGCAAUUCCUGUAAAGCGGACGAAAUGUAUACCGACCGAAGAACACAUCUUCAACCACCCAUACUACAGACCUGUUAUUGAUCCCAAGAAGAACAAUAUUAUUUUCUACACGCAAACACUGAAACCGAUCCUGUCUGGGUAUAUUUUCAAGAUCACCACGGACGAUCCAACGGCCCGAGCGUUACCUUCAAUGGAGCUGAUACAAUUGAAGUGGAACCUGUCAUGUAUUGCUGCGAUGCAGGGAGGUGGUGAGGACGAAGGCAGCGAUGAUGACUCCGAUGGGGGUUCUAUUUCCGUUCGUGCAGGUCCCCGAACACCAAGCAGCGGACGAGGCAUGUGA
Messenger RNA from Penicillium hordei, 435 nucleotides. RefSeq lists its product as uncharacterized. The transcript is spliced from 2 exons. NCBI's taxonomy places the organism in Eukaryota, Fungi, Ascomycota, Eurotiomycetes, Eurotiales, Aspergillaceae. The coding region runs from base 1 to 435 and encodes 144 amino acids. The record is from RefSeq and is a predicted model, not a curated record.